UUGCGAUAGAAAAUUUGCCGCAAAAAGCCCUCGACUCUGGCCUAUGAACUUAGCCAACGCCAGCUUACGCCUGAGCAAAAGCUUGAGAAUUUGGCCCAAAAAUCUCGACUUAGACUCUGAAAACCUCAUUUCUUUAUUGAAAUCAGCCCAACAAAUUACUGAAAUCUCUCAAAUUCAUGGCUAUAUGCUCAAGACUGGACUUGACCGAAACCCCUUCACUUUGAGUAAGCUUCUUGCAUCUUCCGUACAAAACAUAGAAUAUGCAGCCUCCAUCUUUAAGCACAUUCAGAACCCAAAUCUUUUCAUGUUUAACACCAUGCUCCGAGGAUAUUCAAGCAGUGAUGACCCAAAGCAGGCUUUUACUGUUUUCAAUAACUUGAGGGCUCAAAGUCUUGUGCUUGACCAGUUCUCUUACAUUGCAACUCUCAAAGCUUGUGCUCGUGAAUUGGCUAUUAUGAUCGGCCUGAUGAUUCAUGGGCUUGUCUUGAAAUCUGGGUAUAUGUUGUUUAUAAAUGUUAAGAAUACCCUUUUGCAUUUUUAUUGCGUUUCUGGGAAAAUUGGUGAUGCCCACAAGUUGCUUGAUGAAUUUCCUAAAAAAAAUGAUUUGGUCACGUGGAACACUUUGAUGGGUGGCUAUUUUAAUGUCUCUCAACCUACAGCAGUGGUGGAUUUAUUUAGGCAAAUUUGUAGGAGAGAGUUGAGGGUUAGUUCCAGUACUAUGUUAAAUAUUUUGUGUGCUGUUGGUGACUUAGGAUAUUUAUGUGGAGGAGAGUCUCUUCACGCGCUUUGCAUCAAGUUUAGCUUUAAUUUAGAUUUGAAUGUGGUUACUGCUUUGAUUGAUUUUUAUGCAAAACUUGGAGAUAUUGAUUCAGGUCGUAGGAUUUUUGAUGAGGUUAGGGAAAAGGAUGUUAUUUUGUGGAACUGUAUGAUCGAUAAGUAUGCAAAAGUUGGGUUGCUAGAGGGAUCCAUAGCUCUAUUACGGCUAAUGAAACUUGCACAAGUGAAGGCUAAUUCAUCUUCAUUGGUUGGAUUGUUAUCAGCCUGUGCUGUCUCUGGAUCUUUGAGUUUGGGCCAAUGCAUUUAUGAGUAUGUAGAAGAGGAGGUGUUGGUGUUGGAUGUGAAUCUCGGGACAGCUUUGAUUGAUAUGUAUGCCAAAUGCGGGGUAUUAGAUAAGGCUAUUAAUAUUUUUCGGAGUAUGAAGAACAAAGAUGUGAAAUGUUGGACAACGAUGAUUUUUGGUUAUGGGGUUCAUGGCCAGGCAAGGGAUGCUGUUAAUCUCUUCUAUAAGAUGGCAGAUGAAGGAUUCAGACCUAAUAAUGUUACUUUCUUGGCUGUUCUAAGCUCUUGUAGCCAUGGAGGUCUAGUUAUAGAAGGAAUGAAUUGUUUUGAGAAAAUGGUUGUGGAAUAUGGUAUUGCACCAAAAAUUGAACAUUAUGGAUGUUUAGUUGAUCUUCUAGGUCGUGCAGGAUUACUAGAGGAAGCGUAUAAUCUAAUUAAAAGCUUGCCGAUUAAGGUUGAUGCCACUGCAUGGCGUGCAUUGCUGUCAGCUUGUCGGGUCUAUGGAAACGUUAAAUUGGGAGAAUGUGUCUUGCUGGAGAUUAAUGAUGAACACCCCACUAAUUCAAUCCUGGUCUCUAGUACUUAUGCCAUUGCUGGAAUGUUGCCUGAUCAAACAAUGAUACUGGAAAAAAAAGAAGAGUGGACUAAUAAACAAGUUGGUGGUAUUAUGUCGAUCAGAAACAAGGGUGCUAAGAUGAUGAAGGAAGCUGGAUGUAGCACAAUUGAAAUGGAAAGAUAGAAACUAAGCAUAUUGUUGACAGGUCAUGGUCUCAACCUAGAACUUCAGUUGCUAUGUUGCGGUAUUCAUUUCAAUGGAGAAUAAAUUUUGCCUGA
Messenger RNA from Pistacia vera, 1893 nucleotides. Its product is annotated as pentatricopeptide repeat-containing protein At1g26900, mitochondrial-like. Bases 44 to 1798 code for a protein of 584 amino acids. Gene Ontology annotation, biological process: RNA modification. The record is from RefSeq and is a predicted model, not a curated record. NCBI's taxonomy places the organism in Eukaryota, Viridiplantae, Streptophyta, Magnoliopsida, Sapindales, Anacardiaceae. Gene Ontology annotation, molecular function: RNA binding; protein binding. The transcript has a single exon.